UUCCCCCCAAUUUGUCACAGGCCUGCGGAACCGGAGAACGCGGCAGUCUUACUGGGAGUGGCCUCGAACGAAGUCUCGUCGUCUCCGGAGUCGCGGUACCCACCAAGGCAGCUUGACAGAGCUACAGAGAGCUCUUGGAUCGGAUCACCAGGAACGAAUGCCACAUCGAGUCAUUCUGACCUACCGCAGAAAAGGGAAGAGCCGCCCUUGCUGCAUGACAAGCCGCCAACGGCCCAACAGCCACCAGUACCAUCAACCUCGGGUGCAGUACAACAUUUGUCAUCCCAAAAAACACUACUGGAACCACCUGGAGCGAUACAAUUGCAGCAGCGUCGCGCCAGUGGUGGUUUGUCGGGACGAUGUCCAGAUUGUGGUAAAAAACGUGAGGACGCUGUUUCGUAUACGAUUGAGGACCUUGAUGCUGUCGAUGGUGUACCACUGGAGAGUAAUUUUCCAGGGCAGGUUUGCACUUGUGAUGAGAAUGCUACAGCUGUGAGAACACCAGAUCCAUCGCCUUCGUAUAAAAAGCCCCAUCCUGAUUUGCGAAAAUAUAGGAGCGUCGAGACCUCCAGGUGGUCUAGCAAUUAUUUGGCUCCUGACGAUGCUGUUUGUCAUUUGUAUACGACUGACGAUGCUAUCUGGGGACUUCAGAAUGCUGGUGAAGAUACUGAGUACCGGUGGGAGUUGCACACGUCGCGCACCGAUGUCGAUCUUCAUCGAAGGACCAAGUGCAGCUGUCAUGAUCUUACCCCUGAAGAGAAGCGUCAUCCUGGCCGGGCGGAUCUCAAGAAGCAUCACAGUGCGGAAACAGAUAAAUGGUCUCUUCGACACGAUCCCUUGGGCUCAGAGCAUCAUGACCUCAGGAAACAUCUCAGUGAUGCAUCAGGCAUGGCGCGAGAGCUGGGCCAACAGCCUAUGGGAAAGACCCUUCAGGUGCCCGAGGUCAUGCCUAAUCCGAAGCCACGGUGUACGUGUCCAAAGCCCAAAUUUCUGACGCCGUCGCCACCCGCUGAGAAACGAAGUCAAAGAUUUCAGGAUCAGGAGAACAAGGUCAUGUUCUCAAAAUCAUUGACUCCGGAGGAAUCGCUGCCGGUACCUGAAAAGAAGCCUGAACUGAAGAAGACGGUGAGUGAGGAUGUGCGAGCGCCUCUACCGAGAAGAGAGCGCGGACGACUGGUUCAACAACGAGCUAUUGAGAAAUCCUCCAUCAAGAAAUGGGAGCCAAAGGAGAAGGUUGUCAGUCCAGCGGAGGAACGGAAGGCGCAGCGAUCGAAGUGGGCAGGAAUGACACACUUUUCCCUCCAGCCGGAGAAGAAGGAGCUCAAGUAUGGCGACCCGAAGAGUAAGAGUCUGAAGGAGCGUCAGAGGUAUAGUGUUCGGAGAAGUCUAUCACCGGAGCCAGAUCCUCGCGGGAUUGUCAGAGUUGACAGUCGUAUCGUGAAACGCCUGAUCUCUCCAGACAUCACCAUCACGAGCGAUGCAAAAUGGGCGCCAUACGAGGGCUACUCUCCCCUUCCAAAUGUAGGAAUAAAAAAGAGAGAGCCAAAGCACAUUCGGGAGAUCAAGUGGACACCCUACGACGGUUCAGCAUCUGAACUGAGUAUCCUCGAGGUCCCCGAGGAGGCAACUGCUGCCGACGAUUAUCAUAUAACGCCGACCUGUCACCCACCGCCGCGAGCACCAUCAAUGAAAGAGGAGGACGACGAAGAGGAGCGCGCUCGCUGGAGAUUUCUCAAUCAGGUCUCUCCUUUUCCAAUUUACCAGGGCGCUUGGAAAGAGAUAUCCCCAGAGAGAACUCCUCCGCAAACUCCCGAGGACUUGGAGCCACCGAUCUGGACGCCAAUGGAGCCACCCGCGACUCCGGUAAAACGCCGAAAGCCCUCGCUCAUCGCCGAGCCGAUACCGAUUCCCGUAAAACUUGGAAAGGAAUCGCGCAAGGAGAAGAAAAGGCUGAAGAAGGCGGAGAGCGCUGUCGCGAGAGAGGUGACCCUCCGGCUGGCUCCGCCAACAGUCAUCGUGAGGGCUUCCAGCGAGGACCAGCAGAAGGGCCGCCAACGUCCUCUGCUGACGCGCUCCAAGGCACUUCUCGAGGUACCGCGCAAAGGAAUCGAGAUAACCAAGCGAUCGCACAGCGAAGAGGUCCCACGAUAUCGUAGCCACGAGAGCCAUCAUGGUCCCAGUCGUGCAAGGAGUGAAGAAUCAUCAAUGUAUCCCUGGAACGACGACGGCGAAGUGAGGCAGUACGUUACGACGGUCUAGGACACCUCCACUCAUAUUUUCUACUACAUUUUACUGCCUGAGGUGAAUGAAGAAACUGGAGGGGGCAAAAUAAUUACUCAUAAUUUUUUUUUAUUAACAUCGACGGCUCGUUCCUCUUUUUGUUACCAAAAGGCCGGUCUACUAAGCCAAAGCGAAGAAAAAAAACAUUACAAUUAAAAAAAAAAUAACAAAACAACUCGACAUUGACUACUUUCGGCGGCCUACGCUAAUAUGAAACCAUAGCAGAGGGAAAAUUAGAAUAUUGUGCAGCUAGGACGCAAUCGCGAAUUUACACAACCCUGUGUUUUUUGCGCCCGUGGCCCACAUGGGGGUUUUUGUCACGCCUGCGCCGUCACAUUGUAUUCCAUUUUGGUCUUAUCGACGGAGAAAAUUAUUACUUUUUCCCUCCCAUUGGGCUGAGGAAAUACAAAGCUGCAGGCGUGAUGAGAAAGAAAAAUGUUAGAUUAAAAUCUAACGACAUCAAUUGCUCAGGGGCGAAAAUAUAUGGCGAGGCUUGAAGGUGGUAGUCCUGGGGGGGCGUAAAUGAAUUAUUGCACAUUCUCAAUAAUUUGCUGGACGUUAAUGGUGGACAAAAUGAACAUGGUGAGACCGGAUCCAGAUAUGAAGGGCAAGGAUAUAAUCAAUAAAUAGUUAACGAAUUUUAGUUGUUGCCUGUGUAUUAGUUGGGAGUGGGGUCGAUGAAUAAAUGAUUUGAAUCAAUAUCGAAGAUCGUACGAAGUGAGUUGAUUAUUAAUUAAUUAACUAGCAUCAUUGGCAGUUCAUUUUUACGAAGGGGCUGUUCAAAAUGAGGUCAAGUCAUUAACAUUUUCGAUAAAAAUAGGAUUAUUUAUCAGGUGAUGAACAAUUGUUAAGCGAUAAUAAUAAACAAUUUAGAAUGAUAAGUAGCCGUGAUUUAAUGAAUGAUGAUUAAUUAAUUAAUUAUAAAGAUAGGUAUUAACUACCGCUCAGUUUGUUACUAAUUAACGAUUUCAGAUAAAGCGCUGAAUUAAAUAUUUGAUGAAUUAAAUAAUUGUCAUUCAUGAAGUAUAUGAAUAUGAACAAAAAGGGAGAUAAAUUCGUGAUAAAAUUACAACAGUUAAUAUGAAAUUGCGAUAACCUGGGAUUGCUCUAGAAUCUCGUAUAAACUAAUGUAUAAGUUUACCUUAGGAGGUGGAUUACCACUGGUGUUAUCCAGUGGUGCCGUGCCGGGGUGUGCAAUGUUAAUUAGACAAAAAAAAUCAAUAAGAGGGAAUCGGUUAUUAGAAGUUAAGCCAGGUAUCAAGGGUAAGUCAUUCGAUAUUUAAUUGCUAACAAUUAUUUGAGAAUGAGAUAAUCGAUUUGAGAAAUGCACUUCUUACUCGUAGGGACUAUUAAUCGUACUUUUCAUUUACAUUGGAUACUCCCUAGGGUUCAAAUUCCCUCCCCUACCCCACCAUUAACGAUGUGCUGGGUUCAAUAGUGCACGGAGGGGGUGAAAUGUUUAAAUCUCUCCCUGUGUCAGCGAGGGUGCGAGGGCUUCCCGAUCUUUCAAUUUUGUGGAAUUCCUUACCCCCCGAGAAUGAAAUUUCAGAGAGUCUCCACUGUAAAUGAACAAAUAAUGAACGAUGAGCACGCACGUGCGAUGUUGGGAGAUUUUCCAAUGAUUUAGGUUGUGCUGUCUGUGAUUGCGUUAUCCUUUCAUUGGUAAUAUUGUAAUUUUAGGGCGUAAGUGCGUAAGGACAUCACUAUCCAUCUUCUACGAAUUUUUCUUUAUUUUUGUCGAUUUUUAAGGACGUUGGUCGAUUUACUUUACGUUAUUCGGGAAUUUUUAAUAUUCUCUAGAACUAGAACUAGACGAAUUAAGCCACACACGCGUGUAAAUUCCAUUGAAUUGAGUAAUUACGUCAUCGAUGUAUAUAAUAUGUAUUGAUAUACAUUUUAAUGAGUUUUUGAAUGGUUGAGUGAAGCACUGUGAGGUGUAAGCACCGGGUAGAUGAUUCAUCAAUGAUCACGCAUGUUCAUUCAUUAGAACUAAUUAUUGCAUUUAGUGGUGGUCAUUUUUUAAAUUGAAACCUGGAGUUUUAAUGAUUCUCACGCAUUAUGAUUGUUCUGUGUUGGUAGUUAUUUCUCUAAAAACGUGCGCUAUCGAGAUAAUUGCGUUUUUAUCCUGAAGGAAGUUGUCUUUUUUUACAUUAUUGAGGAGACUGAAUUUUGAUUGUUUUAUUGUUUAAAUUUUUAUUUGUUUGUGUUCCGACUCGAUAGUAUCGUCAAUACUCACUGAUAUUGAAUUAUUUAACCAUUUAACUUUACUCAUUACCGAGGGAAUUAAUACUCCAACGACGUAUUCAAGGUAUAAGAUCAAUUCCAAUAAUUUUCUCAUUACCAUUAAAUUAUAAUUUUGAAUGAGAAAAAAAUUCUACUAGUGAUUCGUCGACAUAUUACCGUCCCGCAGACAACCCCUCUGUACCAUGAUCCUCUGUGAUUGAUUAACAAGUCUGCGGAUCGCUGGUAGUAUUGUAGUAAAGUGAACUGAGUCAAGUAUGUGAAGAAUGAAAACUCGAUAUCGACAAUUAUUUAUAUAUAAUUUAAUUAAAAGACCAGUGAAAUGCUGCAGUACAGUGUAUCGGUACUGUCAUUAGCAUAGAUGAAUAUUCAAGAGGAUAAAACUGAGCAAUAGGAAUAUUUCAUGAACAUUCCCAAAAAAUUGAAAAGAAUCUUUCUUUGAAUUUUGAAUACUAAAAAAUAUUGAGGGGUGAAUUCAUGUCCUCUUAGGUCUGUCUUGAGGGAUCAAAUUAGUGUGGGCACGAGAAAGGUGAUAGGAUUUAAUGAGAACAUUAUUUUAAAUAAUGUAAAUAACUGAAAAAAAAUAAUUAAUGACGAGCCAGUGCCGAUGGGCCGGAGAAUGAAUUUUAUUGACUUCUUCAUUGAAACAAUGCAUGAAAUAUUCCUAUUGACAAAAAACUAAUGAAAGAUGAAAUUUUGUCGUUCAUUUUCAGACCUGCAAAUUAAUCACAACCCUAGCAAUUCCGUUCGCAUAACCGAGAAGAUAAAUAAUCUGCCGAACCGAAGAAAUUCAACGUUGAAUAAUUAUAAUAGCCAUAGUUGAUAUAAAAAAUGUCAAGUUAAUUUAUGAAUGAAUUGUGAUUACAUUAAUUGUAAUUUCCUUCAGUUUAUCAUUCUUCAUUGUUAUUGUUUAUACGCUUCUUACGAUACUUCUAGUCCGACUGACAGUGAUUUUUCUGUUAAUUUAGUUGCGUUAGUCAAUUGAUUUCAAUUAGUUAAGAAUAACUCCGAGUCAAGUCCGUUAUCUGCCCCCCUCCCCUCUCUGUCUCUCACUAAUCGCCCGACGAAUGAUUUGUGAAACCGAUAAUGAAAAAAUUUCUACAAAUUAUGACGUUACUGAAAAUAUUAUUCCCCCUGUAUAGCGCAAUGCCAUUAUCUGUGCAACAAUACCAAUAUACAAUACCCGUAAUAUGAGGUCAAUGUUGAUUUGUUUAAAUAAAUGUAAGUUCGAAAAUUUU
Messenger RNA from Diachasmimorpha longicaudata, 5759 nucleotides. RefSeq names its product titin-like. The transcript has a single exon. The annotation marks the transcript as partial. The record is from RefSeq and is a predicted model, not a curated record. NCBI's taxonomy places the organism in Eukaryota, Metazoa, Arthropoda, Insecta, Hymenoptera, Braconidae.